AUGCCAUCUACUGACGGGAUUAUGAGCCAGGAGCAAUGGAAGGCAACCUUUGACCUUCGAGAUCUUUUUGUGGCUGCGCUACGCAGGAACGUCCCUGCCGAUGCCGAUGCUCUUGAGAAGGAAUACAGUCGUGCCUGGACCGAUUUUCUCUCAACCCAAGUACCCAUCUCGGAAACGCAGGCUGCGUUCAACCAGCUCGUCGACCUCGCCGACGAAGAAAAGGUCCGAGAUGCAUAUGCAGGAUUCCUGGAUGCCCCUCUCGCGUCCGCUGAAGACGAGGAUGCAGCCAUAGCGACCCUUUGCCGCGUUUCUGGCAGCUUGGGCGUGAUGCCUAUGACAAGGGAGGUUAUUUGUUUUAAGGAUGAAGAGAAGAAAGUUUGGUUCCUGGUGGCCAAACUGCUGCAGCGGGAAGAGAACAAAACCGAUACUGUUCGCAAACAGGUCGUAGAUCUUGUGCAAUCUGAACCGAAGUUGCCCGAGAUGGUAACAAAGUACUACAAGUUGAUGGACAUGUCUGAGGAGAAUGUGGAGGCCAUGAAAUCGCGAGGAGAGACUUUUUUCUUGGACAUUUAG
Molecule: messenger RNA, 573 nt
Organism: Colletotrichum spaethianum
Lineage: Eukaryota; Fungi; Ascomycota; Sordariomycetes; Glomerellales; Glomerellaceae
Exons: 3
Coding region: 1-573 (190 amino acids)
Source: RefSeq, a predicted model, not a curated record